Messenger RNA from Erinaceus europaeus (western European hedgehog), 919 nucleotides. It is a transcript of the gene RPS6, whose product is annotated as ribosomal protein S6. NCBI's taxonomy places the organism in Eukaryota, Metazoa, Chordata, Mammalia, Eulipotyphla, Erinaceidae. Gene Ontology annotation, biological process: translation. The transcript is spliced from 6 exons. The record is from RefSeq and is a predicted model, not a curated record. Gene Ontology annotation, molecular function: structural constituent of ribosome. Gene Ontology annotation, cellular component: ribosome. The coding region runs from base 130 to 879 and encodes 249 amino acids.
CAAAGAAUCACUUCCGCUAUCUCAAGGGUCUUUUGUUCUCGCGAGAAUUGAAAGUGUCUAUGAGACCUAGGAUAAGCGGAAGUUAGGCCUCUUUUUCGUGGCGCCUUCAAGGCGGUCGGCUGCUUCAACAUGAAGCUGAACAUCUCCUUCCCAGCCACUGGCUGCCAGAAACUCAUUGAAGUGGACGAUGAGCGCAAGCUUCGCACCUUCUAUGAGAAGCGUAUGGCGACAGAAGUUGCUGCUGAUGCUCUGGGUGAAGAGUGGAAGGGCUAUGUUGUCCGGAUCAGUGGUGGGAACGACAAGCAGGGUUUCCCCAUGAAGCAGGGUGUCCUGACCCACGGUCGUGUCCGCCUCCUGCUCAGUAAGGGACAUUCCUGUUACAGACCCAGGAGGACUGGUGAAAGAAAGCGCAAGUCUGUUCGCGGCUGCAUUGUGGAUGCCAAUUUGAGCGUUCUUAACUUGGUCAUUGUGAAAAAAGGGGAGAAGGAUAUUCCUGGACUCACUGAUACUACUGUGCCUCGUCGCCUGGGGCCCAAAAGAGCUAGCAGAAUCCGCAAACUUUUCAACCUUUCGAAAGAAGAUGAUGUCCGCCAGUAUGUUGUGAGAAAGCCACUAAACAAAGAAGGUAAAAAACCUAGGACCAAAGCGCCCAAGAUCCAGCGUCUUGUUACUCCACGUGUUCUGCAACACAAACGUCGCCGCAUUGCUCUGAAGAAACAACGCACUAAGAAAAACAAGGAAGAGGCUGCAGAAUAUGCUAAACUGUUGGCCAAGAGGAUGAAGGAGGCCAAAGAAAAACGUCAGGAACAGAUUGCAAAGCGACGGAGACUGUCUUCCUUGAGAGCUUCUACCUCUAAGUCUGAAUCUAGUCAAAAAUAAGAUUUUUAAAAGAGUAACAAAUAAAACCUGGCACCAAUAA